UAGUCUCGUCAUGCAAGCUGGUUUAUGUGGCACCAUGAGCCAGCUGUUGAGGCAGCAGCUGGUGCUGCCUUCCUUAGUGAAUGCGGUAAGAUGCAUUGCGACGUCAGCGGACGUCAUCAUUCGCAACAAACUCAGUUUGCCGGCCACCAGCGCCACCAACUUCGCCGAGUAUGUCAUCGGCGGAGCACGCGGCAGGGAAAACAAAACUGCCAUUGUGUGCAGCGACUCGGGGCGUCUCGUGAGCUUCGGGGCGCUGAAGGAUGCUGCGUUUCGGUGGGGCGGCUACCUCCUGACGAAAGGUCUGGAGAGGGGCAGCGUGGUCGCGGUGCUCAGCCCUAACACUGUCGACUACCCUGUUGUGGUGCUGGGCACCAUCAGUGUUGGGUGUGUCUUCUCUGGCAUCAACCCCACCUAUAGCCCCACCGAGGUGGCUCACCAGCUGAAGGACAGCGGAGCUAAGAUGGUGGUCGUGUUUGGGCCGCUGCUGGAGGUGGCCAAGAAGGCCAUGGCCAUCAACAAACAGGAUCUUCCUAUGGUGGCCAUCGGGCCAUCAGAUGGCCUCCCUAACGUCGCCGAUAUUGUCCAAGACGCGACCAUAAACUUCGCUGAUCCGGCCAAGCUAACAGGAGACGAGCGCAUGGCACUCGUGUUCUCGAGCGGCACGACGGGCAAGCCGAAGGGCGUCUCUAUCCACCACAGCGCCGGCAUCGCCAACUUGGACAUGCUGUCUCACCCCAGUUACUUCGUGGGGGGGUUGUCCACUGCUGAUUCACCGUGCUUUGCGCUGGCGCUGCCCAUGUACCAUCUCUCGGGGUUCCUGGUCAUUUCCAGCCUCGGGAUACUCCAUGGAGUCAAACUGGUCAACAUCACCAAGUUCAACCCUGAGACGUAUAUUGAAACCCUAAUUGAAAAUAAAGUGAACAUCCUGCACUUGAUAUCCUACCUAAUGAAUUUCGUGCUCAAGCACCCGAAAUUCACGCGUCAAAACUUCGGUCAUGUUGAUGCCGCGAUAGCAGGAGCAGUUUUGAACUGA
Hyalella azteca is the source of this 1033-nucleotide messenger RNA. Its product is annotated as 4-coumarate--CoA ligase-like 7. Lineage: Eukaryota; Metazoa; Arthropoda; Malacostraca; Amphipoda; Hyalellidae. Gene Ontology annotation, molecular function: long-chain fatty acid-CoA ligase activity. Gene Ontology annotation, biological process: fatty-acyl-CoA biosynthetic process; long-chain fatty acid metabolic process. The record is from RefSeq and is a predicted model, not a curated record. The transcript is spliced from 7 exons. Bases 11 to 1033 code for a protein of 340 amino acids.